Messenger RNA from Sclerotinia borealis F-4128, 1098 nucleotides. The record is from the annotation of a GenBank genome assembly. NCBI's taxonomy places the organism in Eukaryota, Fungi, Ascomycota, Leotiomycetes, Helotiales, Sclerotiniaceae.
AUGGAUAUUACGGCACCAUCUCCAUCACGGGUUCUCAAAGAAAGAGGAAUCGUGAACGAUUGGAACUUAAUCGCGUCGAAAGUCCGGGGUAGGACAAAUAAAGACUGCCGGAAGAGAUGGAGCAAAGUGGGAAAGGAGGUCAACAAAGGACUCUGGGAUCAUGAAGAAGACGAUCGAUUGAGAAGGGGAGUAGAGCAACACGGUACCUAUUGGACCAUGGUGGCCGAUAUCGUACAGACAAGACACGCAGACCAAUGCGCCAAAAGAUGGUACCACUUUCUCGAUCCAAACAUUAGUCAUGAGGAUUGGGAUAGCGACGAGGAAGCCCGACUUUUAGAGGCUGUCCUUGUACAUGGAAGGAGUUGGAAGAGCAUAAGUGAGAAGGAGUUCCCAAAUCGCUCACCAACAGAUAUAAAGAACCGAUAUGUUAUUAUGGAACGAAAGGGUCGAUUAAAACGACGGAAGGCAUCUACAACUCAGUGCCCUCCAGUACGAGAACGCAGCGGUUUCGACUUUCCCAAGGCCGAAAGACUCGACCAAGGCUUGCGCACAGAAUCGUCACCUGACCAUUCGAUGGAAUACGAAACGGAUAACUCUUUGAUGGGACAAUUGCCACUUCCGGGGCUUCCUCUCCAGCUCACCGCGCAGCAUUUGUCUCAUAACCAUUUUGACAACGAUGCACAUUCACUUUUCAAUUUUGAUGGGCUACCGCCUUUGCAGUUCAACGAUAUGUCUUAUUCAUCUACGGAACCUUCAUCACCUGGAAUUUUGUCCCAAAAUUCGGUUCCUACAGGGUACAACAUGGGCAUGCCAAUUGGUGGUCUUACAAAUGAAACGGAAGCAGAUAUUGACCAGCUUUACUGUGAAGACAUGAAUUUUGAUUUGGCAUUAGCCGAAGCAUUCUCGGCACCCGAUCACCGACAUUCUAUAUCUUCUACGCCACCAACCAUGAGCUCGCUCUCCGAUAUCCCGGCGGGUGGACAUAACUACAAGCUGAUACUAGAGGAUGUGAAGCCAGACACAUUGUUCUCCAUAGUAAACAUGCUUGUGGAAUCUAGGAGUAAUGUGAAGAUGGAGGUCUUCAGUAACGUUGCUUGA